UUUCAUUACAAGGAGAAAGCCAGCUUGCCUUCUGAGACUAGCCAGCUCUGCCUUUCGCUCAAUCCCCAAUGGAGUUUCCGUACAGAAAUUUCGUUUUCGCUGUCCUCCUGCUCUCUCUCUGUACCAUCUCAGCUCUCUCUUACACUCACUUCUCUCCCAUAGAUAACUAUCUCAUCGACUGCGGGUCCACUGGGGACUCUACCGUGGACAAUCGCCGAUUCGUUUCCGACUCGUCCCGGUCGGACUCAUAUUCACUCACCUCAACUCGCUCUGUUUUGAUCAGAAACGAGGACCCUUUGGAUGUUUCGCCCCGAAUCUACCAAACAGCUAGGGUGUUCACCGGGCCGUCGAGGUACGAGUUCGAGAUCAGAGACAAAGGGACCCACAUGGUACGCCUCCAUUUUCAUAAGCUAAAUUCUUCGAAAUCCGAUUUUGGGAAUGCUCAAUUUCAUGUUUUGGUUAAUGGGGUUGUGGUUCUGAACGAUUUUAUUGGUGGGUGUGUAGAAACCCCUAUGGUUAAGGAGUACCUGAUCUGGGUUGAGACUGAGAAGCUUGUUAUAACGUUUGUGCCUUCUAGAAAGUAUAAAUUUGCGUUUGUGAAUGCACUUGAAGUGAUUUCUGCUCCAAAAGAUUUGAUCUUAGAUACGGUACAAUAUCUGAAUUCUGAAAAAAAUAAGAAAUCUGAUGGGUUUGUUAAGCAAGCGCUUGAAGUUGUGUAUAGGGUCAAUGUGGGAGGGCCUAAAGUGACCCCUUUUAAUGGAACUUUGUGGAGGACUUGGGUUCCUGAUGAUGAAUUUUUGAAAUCGAGUUCCGGGUGGAAAAGGCUGUAUUUCAGCGGUCGUAUUCGGUAUCAGAUGGGAGGGGCGAGCCGUGAGGUUGCUCCUGAUAAUGUGUAUAAUUCAGCCCGAGUGAUUAGUAGUAGGAAUGCUUCAAUUCCUAAUGUCAAUAUUACAUGGGUGUUUCCUGUGAUGGGGGGGUUUAAGUAUCUUGUUCGGUUGCACUUUUGUGAUAUUGCUAGUAUUUCGCUUGGUUUGCUGUAUUUCAAUGUGUAUGUUAAUGGCCAUUUGGCGAUCGAAGAUUUGGAUUUGUCAGAUGUUACGAAUUAUGUAUUGGCUUCUCCAUACUACGCGGACUUUGUGGUUGAUGGAGAUGGUUCAGGGGCUUUGAGUGUCAGUGUAGGGCCUUCGAGUAAGAGCUAUCCGUAUGCAAUUGAUGGUAUUCUGAAUGCAGUUGAGAUUAUGAAGUUGAAUAAUUCGAUGGGUAGUCUUGUUGGUAAGGUGCCUGCAGAUUUCAUUAUGAAGAGUUGGCCCAGGGGAAAUAUGGGUGUUCUGGUUCCUUUGGUUGCUGCUGUUUGUUUGCUGGUAAUUCUAUCUAUGGUCUUGCGUAGGAGGAUGACUGGGUUAAAAGACUCUGUCACAUGGUCAAAAUUACCUAUGGAUGUUUCCAAUGUUAAUAUCAAGCAGGGCUUCCCACAGGCAUAAGGUAAUUCAGCUUGCCUCGAAAGGAUCUGAAGGGGUUUAUGUAACAUAUAAAACAUUCGCAUGCUAUAGAAAAUUAGUAGCUUUAGGGAUAUUAUAGUUUCCUGUUAUAUUUUCUGCGACAGAAGACAAGUUUGAACUUGAAGUCUCUAAAGAGCUUCAUGUAAUUGGUGUGUAUUGUAUUGUUAUUUUGUAACUUGUGUUGGUAGUAUAUAGUCUAAGCAUACGUUUAUUGGCGUUCUC
Molecule: messenger RNA, 1721 nt
Organism: Corylus avellana
Lineage: Eukaryota; Viridiplantae; Streptophyta; Magnoliopsida; Fagales; Betulaceae
Product: receptor-like kinase
Biological process (GO): protein phosphorylation
Molecular function (GO): transmembrane receptor protein tyrosine kinase activity
Source: RefSeq, a predicted model, not a curated record